This is a messenger RNA of Branchiostoma belcheri (Belcher's lancelet), 3482 nucleotides long. RefSeq names its product protein-arginine deiminase type-2-like. Gene Ontology annotation, molecular function: protein-arginine deiminase activity; calcium ion binding. The transcript is spliced from 17 exons. Lineage: Eukaryota; Metazoa; Chordata; Leptocardii; Amphioxiformes; Branchiostomatidae. The coding region runs from base 644 to 2884 and encodes 746 amino acids. The record is from RefSeq and is a predicted model, not a curated record. Gene Ontology annotation, cellular component: cytoplasm.
AGCCGGGGCCCGGCCGGGUUGUUUGCGUGAACGAAAAAUAAACAAUCUGUAUUAAGAGUUUACACAUAGUGCUCAUGGUUGAUUUUCUAAAACUUUUUCUGUGUUUUGCUGUCUUAUAAUUUUCGUUCCAUACAACUGCCCGACCGGGCCCGGCUUGGAAAUGUGACCGAGCCUUAAAAAAUGCUGAAGCCCCAGUAUUAAGGAAACUAAGACACGUGUUAUUAUAAGCAUAUGACCGACUUUCUAGUCGCACAGACAACUCAGGCUAAUCAGAUGGUAAAACUAGAAUGGUGGACAGUCAUGUGUGGCGUUUCAUUGUUUUUUUUCCAACAUCUAAUCAUCCUCCAGUACCCAGUAUAUUCCUGCUUUGAGAUGUCAAUACGUCUGAUGUGGUGUUGUAGGUUGUCGGCGUGCUUGACCGGAUCGUAAAUAAGUCGGGCAGAUGUUGGGAGGGAGUCGGCUCGCAGGCUUGGUCGUGGAAAGUGCCUUUCCCAAGGACACAAGAUUGAUGGCAUGUUAGGACCCGAACCCGGGACCUCUUGGUUCUGAGUCGAGCACUCUGCGGUUACGCCACACGACAGGGGCUUUGGAGCGUACAUAGAUUCUUUAUUAAACCUUUCCCGUAGGAUACCGACUGUUGGCCAUGCGUCCGUCGCUGAUGGAGUCGAUGUUGAUGCUGGUUCUGGCAGGGAACGCAGUUCUGUUGCUCUUCUCGAUUUUCAACAUGGCCGCCGUUCCCGUCAAGCCUCGGGCUGGCGAUAUCGUGAAGCAAUCGCUGGCAUCUACUGAACGUAUUGAGACUGUCAUCCCCUGUCCGGUAAUGGCAGAAACGGCGUCGAGAACGGCUCGUUGGGUGACCGUAAAUAUGGGAGAGACUGUGUAUGACAUAGCGCUUGUCGGACAACACCUUUCUGUGGACAUCAGGGCAGAGAAAGUACACGAGGUCUACCGGGUCACACCUUACUACAUGACAGAUAAGGUCAACGUCACAUCCGGUGUGGUGCAUGAUGGGAAAACAACUGUGAUCGUGUAUUGCCGUCUUCCCAGCAUUAAAGCAGACAACGAAUUGAUUGCAUUUGAGAUCUUGGACGAAGCCGGCCGCCAUGUUGGAUCAGCAACCCUGGUGCUGACUGUGUAUCAGUUGUCUCUGGACGUUGACGUGGACAGGGACGGUUCGAUAGACGAGGAGAACCCAUCAAUGGCUGUUGACCUGAAGAGCCAGUGGAAAUGGGGACCGGGAGGUAGCGGCGCCAUUCUACUUGUCAACAACGACAACGAUGACCUCACCACAGACAAGUACCCUGACAACAGGAAUAGCGCUGUCGACGGAGAUAUGGAUCUUAGAGACAUGAGCCCGAUGACAGUGCGCAUGCGUGGACCUACAUCCUUGCCCAAAGAGUACGUCGUUUGGCUGCAUACGUCACCAGAAAACGCUCAAAGGAUCGGGAUAUUCCAUCUCGAAGACAGGGGUUCGAACCCCCAUCACGUGAUUGGUCCAGCUGCCGGCAACAUGGCGGAACUGGACUGGCAAGUGAGCCCCACGGAUGACGUCAUGACGUCUGACUUCGCUGUAGAAGCUCUCCAGUACCCGGAUGUUCACUUUGACGGGGAGGUUUCAGUGCAUUUGUCUCUGCGUAAGGGAUCAGGAGAGCCUAUUUUUGAGGACACGGUCGUGUUCCGUGUGGCACCGUGGAUCAUGACCCCCAACACUCUUCCACCAAGGGAGGUAUUCGUAAGUGAGGUUCUAGAGCCGGAGGAGAAUAUCCAGUUCAUCCGGGAUCUGCAACAGCUGACAACUCGCGCCGGAGUGAGGCUAACCAUUGCUGCGCCUGGGCAGAACGGAGGUGACCGCUGGAUGCAGAAUGAGGUAGAAGUUGGUUAUUCUAAAGCGCCAGGCCGUACCCCUUUGCCUGUCGCCUUUUCGUCACCUCGCUAUGGAGGGCUCCAGUCUUUCCCAAGGACAACACUUCUGGGACCAGAUUUUGGAUACUUCAAUCAUUAUCAGCUAGGAGAAGAACCGACCUCGCUGGAUUCCUUCGGUAACCUUGAAGUCAGCCCACCUGUCAAGGUGAACGGAGUGGAGUAUCCACUCGGGCGAAUCCUCGUCGGCUCUUCUUCGGCAAGGGGGAAUCCUGGCCGCCGAAUGAUGGACACACUACUGAAUUUCCUGAGGGCGCAGAGAGUCCAACCGCCUGUCCUACUCCACUCUGAUUGGCUGGAAGUCGGUCACGUGGACGAGUUUAUGACCUUCGUUCCUGCUACAAACGGGAAGGGAUUCCGUAUGCUGCUCUCCAGCCCUGAUGUCUGUUACCGGAUACUGGAGGGAUUACGGGACAGAGGAUUCGGGGAAGCAGCUCUGUUUCAAGGCAAGAGGCGGCAGUCUAAAAGUCAGCUAGAUCACUGGGACAAGUCACAUGACUUCAGUCUGGAGGAGAGUGCAACUGUUACCAUCAACAGCCUGCUGGAAGAUUCCUCCUUAAGACAGCAAAACGCUCUUUACCAGAGGCACAUCAAUGAAAAUCGAGACAUACUGAAGAGGGAGCUGGGGUUGACAGAAGAGGACAUUGUCUACCUGCCGCAGUUGUACCGGGAGGUCACAGAACCUACUGCCGAUACGCCAGGGCGCGCAGCUGCGGCCUUCCCCAAUCUGGUGAACAUGUUAGUCCUUGGAAAGUUCCUGGGUAUUCCAAAGCCCUUUGGUCCCGUCAUCAACGGCACAUGCGCGUUUGAACAACACGUGACUUCACUGCUGGAACCUUUGGGACUGGACUGCAGCUUCCUGGAUGACUGGUACAACUAUCACGUGAUGUUGGGCGAGGUGCAUUGUGGGACUCAAACACGACGGCAACCAUUUGAUUUUAAGUGGUGGGAGAUGGAUCUGUAGAGCAGAGAUUUCUUAACGCACAUUUCUUGAGAAGAAAUAAAUUUCACCAUUUAAAGGUGAAUUUGUUAUGUUUACCGAAGGAAAACAUAUUCGUUUUUGUCUGUAUCUUCUUCUUGCUCUCGGUGGUAAGGCCUGAGUGUAUGCUAUGUGGAAAACAGCUUGAAGUCACACCCGUUUUUUGUAUAGUUGGUAUGGCAGCUGAAUAUCUUCUGCAUUAUAUUAACUCUUGACAUUUCAGAGUUUUUUUUUUUGUAUUUAUGAUCUUCUGUAUGUAACUUCUAUGAGCUCUCAGUGUUAAGACUUGUCUGGGAAAACCAGCUUAAAGUCACAAUCCUAUUUGUAUAACAUCGGUUGUGUAAAAGUGUGCAGAUCGUCCACUGUACAGUAUCAAAUGUUUCUUAUCUUUCAUGUGCUACCUACGGGAAUACCUGAGUGUAUGACUUGUGAACCGGCUUGAAGUCAUUCAUUCAAUUGCAUAUCAUUGGUUGCGUAACAGGUGAUUGUCUGCUCUGUUUAUUGAACCUCAUAGAUGAAAUGUGAGUUAAUCUCAACAUAUACCUUUCUUGGGGAGAAAAUAAUCUGCAGCAAUAAAGCAUAG